This is a messenger RNA of Oncorhynchus nerka (sockeye salmon), 2225 nucleotides long. RefSeq names its product solute carrier family 22 member 13-like. Gene Ontology annotation, molecular function: transmembrane transporter activity; nucleic acid binding. Gene Ontology annotation, cellular component: membrane. The transcript has 6 exons. The record is from RefSeq and is a predicted model, not a curated record. Gene Ontology annotation, biological process: transmembrane transport. Bases 972 to 2225 code for a protein of 417 amino acids. Lineage: Eukaryota; Metazoa; Chordata; Actinopteri; Salmoniformes; Salmonidae.
AAAACUGCAUAGUUUCCUAGGAAUGCGAAGCGAGGCGGCCAUCUCUGUCGGCGCCGGUGCCGGUGAGGCGGGUUGCAGGAGAGUAUUUAGAAGUUGAGGUUUAGCAAAAUGUUUUAAAAGAUAUGCGAAGAAAAAUAUGUAAAAAAAAAAAAAAAACGAUAUAUAUACAAGGGACACGACACGACGUCUGACUGCUACGCCAUCUUGGAUCCUUAUCCCGGUGGAACCAGAUUGAUUGGUGUUCACGCAGCUAUCAGGUUGGUUUUACCAGGCUAUAAAUCCCUAGGGGGGAAAAAAAUGUUUUACUGGAAUUGGUUGGAGUUGAACGUUUUUUGAUAAAAGUUAGGUCUUAAAAGUAAAAUGCUGAUAGCUAAUAGGAUACGACACCGGUAUCUAAGUCACAGAUUUGGACUAUAAAAAGGAUUUUCCUUAGCAUAUGAAGGAUUAUCUCACUCUUGUAAAUUUGAAGUAAGUUAAAUUCACAGAAGGCUGCUGAAGGGAGAACAGCUCAUAAUAAUGGCCAUACUGGAGCAAAUGGAAUGGCAUCAAACACUUGCAAACCACAUGUUUGAUGUAUUUGAUACCAUUCCACUGAUUCCACUCCAGUCAUUACCACGAGCCUGUCCUCCCAAAUUAAGGUCCCACCAACCUCCUGUGGUAAAUUGUAUAAUGUUGAUUUGCUUGCGUCGUUUUGAAACUCCCAAGCGGAUUUAUAGUGAAACUAAAUUAUUUUGGGGCACGACAUUUAGAUAUGAAAAAAAAAGUUGUAUAACUAGGGAACGGACAGUGCAGAAUGGUUAUAUUCCUUCUAACUGUUCUUCUUAAAAAUCCUGUUUCUACACGUGCUGAAUCAUGCUUGCUGACUGUGGGACAGUAGAGUUAAACAUUAAUUUACCUUGCAUAAAGGCUUCUCUGACAAAGCACCUUCUUUCUGAAGCUCCUCAAACAGAUAAUUGCUUUGCUUCUUGAACAUGGUUGAUUUUGGCGAGAUCCUGAGGUCCAUUGGAGACUUUGGAUUAUUCCAGAAGCUCAUACUAUUGGGACUAUGCUUCCCGAAUCUUGUCCUGCCUUUCCACCUGGCCAGUUUGAUUUUCAUCCAGUCAGACCCUGAGCGCCACUGUAACACUGACUGGAUACUUAGAGCUGGUUCCAAUCUGAGCAGUGAGGAACAGCUGAAUCUGACCGUGCCCCGGCAGGAGGAUGGAACCUUCAGUAGGUGCCUGAUGUUUACCCCUGUAGACUGGGACAUUGACAUCAUCAGGGAGCAUGGACUCAAUCAGACCACUGACUGCCAGAAUGGAUGGGAGUACAACAAUAUAGUGUAUGAAGCCACCAUAGUCACUGAUUUUGAUCUUGUCUGUGGCAAAGCUAACGUUGUCGGACUUGCACAAACUGUGUUCAUGGCUGGCAUUCUUCUUGGUUCACUCUUGUUUGGACCUUUUGCUGAAUCAUUUGGUCGCCAACGAGCAACUCAGAUACCCAUGGUUAUUAUGCUCAUUUUUACUGUAACGACAGGCUUGUCUCCAAACUUUUAUUUGUAUAUGGCAUCCCAGUUUUUAGUAGGGAUCGCAUAUGGUGGAUUUCGAAUCAACUGCAUUGUAUUAGCAACUGAAUGGGUCGGAGUGACAAAACGUUCUUAUGGGUCUUGUUUGAGUCAGACGUUCAGUGGAGUUGGCCAGUGCAUCCUUGCUGGCAUGAUCUUCUUCAUCCGAGACUGGAGACUUGCCCAGUUUGUCAUGGCUGUACCAAUAGCAGUGGUCACAGUGUACAUAUGGUUCUCGUUAAACCUCUCCUACUACUCUCUGUCCUUUAACGUUGGAAACUUUGGCCUGGACAUCUUCUUGACACAGCUCAUGUUCGGACUCACAGAGAUACCAGCUGCAGGUACUGGGAGACUAGUAAGGAUCGAGGGAAAGAUGAACAGAGCAAAGUACAGAGAGAUCCUUGAUGAAAACCUGCUCCAGAGUGCUCAGGACCUCAUACUGGGGCAACGGUUCACUUUCCACCAGGACAAUGACCCUAAGCACACAGCCAAGACAACGCAGGAGUGGCUUCGUUACAAGUCUCUGAAUGUCCUUGAGUGGCCCAGCCAGAGCCCGGACUUGAACCCUAUCAAAUAUCUCUGGAGAGACCUGAAACUAGGUGUGCAGCAACUUUCCCCGUCCUACAUGACAGAGCUUGAGAGGAUUUGCGGAGAAGAAUGGGAGACUCUCCCCAAAUACUAG